Messenger RNA from Nymphaea colorata (pocket water lily), 2452 nucleotides. RefSeq names its product glucose-6-phosphate isomerase 1, chloroplastic. NCBI's taxonomy places the organism in Eukaryota, Viridiplantae, Streptophyta, Magnoliopsida, Nymphaeales, Nymphaeaceae. The transcript is spliced from 14 exons. The record is from RefSeq and is a predicted model, not a curated record. Gene Ontology annotation, cellular component: cytosol. The coding region runs from base 311 to 2185 and encodes 624 amino acids. Gene Ontology annotation, biological process: gluconeogenesis; glycolytic process; glucose 6-phosphate metabolic process. Gene Ontology annotation, molecular function: glucose-6-phosphate isomerase activity; carbohydrate derivative binding; monosaccharide binding.
AAGAAGAAAUCACGGAAUCGGACGCCAGAAGCGGGCAAAGCUUCCGCUGGCUUCAGACAAAUCUCAUCUAUGAGAGAGAGAGGAAAUCAGAUUCGCAGACAUAAACAGCGGAAACCCGUGCUUUCUCUUUCCAUCCCUCUCUCUAUAUAUACAGAUGUAAAGGAAGAAUGGUUUUGUUGAUGUGAACUGAACCAUGAGAGAGGGAUAAGAUCAGUUAUUUUCUCCGCCCGUCGUCACCUAUAUUAAGGGCUGCCCUUUCUGAAUCUCUGACUCUUCCCUCCAUUUUGCUUUGCCUGCCCUCGAUCAACCAAUGGCGUCACUCUCGGGCCUCUCUUCCUCGUCAACGCUAACAGCGAAGAAAAUCGUAAGCCGCUCCUCGCCCUCCAUCCCUACCACCUUUGCCUCGCCCGCAAAUCUUGCUGUUUCCGGGAUUUCUCAUUCUAUUUCUUCUUCCCGGAGGUUGUUUCUCCGACCACUAUCUGUCGCUCGCGACAUCCCGGCCGAGCUGUCGAAGGGAGAGAGCCUCCAGAAGGGCAAGAUGGAGGGCUUGCAGAAGGAUCCCACCGAUCUCUGGGAUCGGUAUUUGGAGUGGUUGUACCAGCACAAGGAGUUGGGGCUCCUACUGGACGUAAGCAGGAUUGGUUUUAGCGAUGAUUUCGUGGAGAAGAUGGAGCCCAGGUUCCAGAAGGCGUUUUUGGCGAUGCAGGAGCUCGAAAAAGGUGCCAUCGCCAACCCGGACGAGAAACGGAUGGUGGGUCACUAUUGGUUGCGCAGCCCGCAUUUGGCGCCCAACCCCUUUAUCAGGAAACAGAUUGGGGCGACCCUCGACGCCAUCUGCAAGUUUGCCGAUGACGUGAUCGGUGGUAAGAUAACAACACCAUCAGGUGGUCGCUUUACCCAUAUUCUCUCUGUGGGUAUCGGAGGAUCAGCUCUGGGGCCACAAUUUGUUGCAGAAGCAUUAGCACCCGACAAUCCUCCUUUGAAGAUAAGAUUCAUUGACAAUACAGAUCCAGCUGGAAUUGAUCAUCAAAUUGCACAACUUGGAUCAGAAUUAGCUUCUACUCUUGUAAUCGUGAUAUCAAAGAGUGGUGGCACACCGGAAACUCGUAAUGGUCUGUUGGAAGUACAAAAGGCUUUCCGUGAAGCUGGACUUGAUUUUUCCAAACAGGGGGUUGCUGUUACACAAGAAAAUUCUUUGUUAGACAACACGGCAAGAAUUGAGGGAUGGGUGGCAAGGUUUCCAAUGUUUGAUUGGGUGGGAGGAAGGACCUCCGAAAUGUCUGCUGUUGGUUUACUUCCUGCUGCUUUGCAGGGAAUCAACAUUAAAGAAAUGCUUGUUGGUGCAGCAAUGAUGGAUGAGGCAACUCGGAAUACUGUUGUGAAGAAUAACCCUGCUGCCUUGUUAGCUCUGUGCUGGUAUUGGGCUUCAGAUGGAGUUGGAACCAAGGAUAUGGUUGUACUCCCAUACAAGGAUAGCCUCCUCCUUUUCAGUAGAUACCUGCAACAGCUUGUCAUGGAAUCCCUCGGAAAGGAGCUUGACCUGGAUGGCAAUCAGGUCAAUCAGGGUCUUACUGUUUAUGGAAACAAAGGGAGCACUGAUCAACAUGCCUAUAUUCAACAGCUGAGAGAGGGAGUACACAACUUUUUUGUUACAUUUAUUGAAGUUUUGCGUGACAGGCCACCUGGCCACGACUGGGAGCUUGAGCCUGGCGUAACAUGUGGUGAUUAUCUCUUUGGCAUGUUACAGGGAACACGGUCAGCCCUUUAUGCAAAUAACCGUGAAUCCAUAACAGUCACUGUUCAAGAGGUAACUCCUAGAUCAGUUGGAGCGCUGAUAGCACUUUAUGAGCGUGCUGUUGGAAUAUAUGCAUCCCUGGUUAACAUCAAUGCUUACCAUCAGCCUGGUGUGGAGGCUGGGAAGAAGGCAGCAGGGGAAGUGUUAGCUCUUCAGAAAAGGGUUCUUGCUGUUCUAAGCGAGGCCAGCUGCAAAGAACCUGUUGAGCCAUUAACAUUGGAUGAAAUUGCUGAUCGUUGCCAUGCUCCAGACGAGAUUGAAAUGAUAUACAAGAUUAUUGCACAUAUGGCAGCAAAUGACCGUGCAAUUAUAGCAGAAGGCAGCUGUGGUUCACCGCGAAGCAUCAAAGUGUUUCUUGGAGAGUGCAACGUUGAUGAUCUUUUUGCGUGAGCUUCAUCAAAAUCUUGUGCCUUCAGAUUCUGUAGGACUUCAGCUAUGGGGAAUAAGUGUAGUGUCUCCAUGGUUUCUUUCUGGAACGGCUGAUAGGUUGCGAUUACGUUGUACAUCAAAUUGUGUAAGAGGCUUAUUUGUUGUUUUUCCCCCAAUACACUUGUUCAAUAUGGGCUUGAUAUUGAAGGAAAAAGGAAUCUGAGGCAUCAUUUUAGAUGUUCCCAUGUUAACUUGAAUUGGUGAAUAAAGAAAGUGGUUCUAAUUUUA